Messenger RNA from Rotaria sp. Silwood1, 571 nucleotides. The record is from the annotation of a GenBank genome assembly. NCBI's taxonomy places the organism in Eukaryota, Metazoa, Rotifera, Eurotatoria, Philodinida, Philodinidae.
AUGUUCAAUUCAUCACUCUUAUUUUAUUUUAAAACAGAUUACGGUCGUGGUGGUAUUCAUCCAGACGGAAAUCAACAUGGAAACUUCGGUUAUCAAGCCGAUUACAUGAAUUCAGCUCCUCCUCCCUACUAUAACCCAUAUGGUGGUCCUCCGAGUCCUCCGAACUAUAACCCAUAUGGUACUCCUCCAGGUCCUUCAAAUCCUAACCCAUACGGUGGUCCUCCGAACUAUAACCCAUAUGGGACUCCUCCAGCUCUUCAAAACUUCAAUCCAUACGGAAACCCUUCUGCGUCUCCAAAUUAUAAUACACCUACUCCUUCGAAUUAUAAUGCAUAUGGUGGCUCUCCUAUACCUCCGAACUCCAAUCAAUACGGAGGUCCUUCUGUACCGCCGACCUAUGGUUCAUCAGCCCCUUCAAGUUACGGUCCACCGGGUGGCUCUGCUGCUUAUCCAAACUUCAAUCAAUACGCCACUCCUUAUUCAUCUCCGAAUUAUGGUUCAUAUCCUAAUCAAUAUGAUAGUAACAGACAACCUCCAAACGCUCAUCGUUCGAAUGGUAGUGGUUUUAUCA